Molecule: messenger RNA, 6279 nt
Organism: Cheilinus undulatus (humphead wrasse)
Lineage: Eukaryota; Metazoa; Chordata; Actinopteri; Labriformes; Labridae
Gene: znf865
Product: zinc finger protein 865
Exons: 3
Coding region: 976-5100 (1374 amino acids)
Source: RefSeq, a predicted model, not a curated record
GCAUCGGAGGAUCCGUCGUCUACAGUGGGGGACACCUAAAACUGACAAGGGCGGAAAACAGCCAACCGUGCAAAAAAAAAGAAGGAAAAAACACGACGGAAACUAAACAAAGCUGCAGUUUGGGUGUAGACGAGCCGAGAGCCGGUGGAGCAGCAGAACCGAAGCGUCAGACAAUGGACAUACCGGAGCAGGCCAGCGGAAAUAGUUUUUGUUAGCGAGUGAAAAGCAGAUGGAGAGCCAGCAGAGCCAGCAGGCCUCUCACAGUGUUUUUCCACGGAUGAAGAAAAAGGCCCGCUGACAGGCAGGAGGGACCCAGGUCUGACGGCACACUCCCCGCUCCAUGUUUUACCACCUUUCUCCCCGUGUUUCUGAGCUUUGCUGCACCCACACAUCGGAUGCUACAAGGCCAUCCACAAGGCGACAACGGGUGUUGGCAGUGGCGAAGGCGAGCACUUUCCCCUCUCUCAUCCGUGGUCCAGUGGGAAGCUCCAGUCCUGCGGAUCAUCCGACUAUCCAGGAGCUCCAUGCAGGGACAGAAGGGCUGUGAAGCAAUGGUUCAUCCUCUACUAAAUUAAUGGACACACUCCACUUCAUGGGACUGCUGCCCUGAUUUUAAAACUCCACAUAUGGUUAUGGAACACUUUAAAGAAACACUACAGACUCAUUUUUUAGUAUAGUUUAGAUUAUUGCCUAUUUAUGAUCCUUUUUUAUAAAAUCCCCUCAGAAGCACUUGAAAGCUUCACCCUUGAAUGGGGAGUAAAAGUAUUAGUGAAACAUUUAUAUGAUUAAAUGCAAGCAUCGGCUUUUGGUGGAUUAUAGCGGCUUGUUGGAAGUUUCCGGGUAGAAAUCCUGGCAGGACUACCUCCGCUCACCUUGUUCGUGUGACCAGGGCUCACCGCUGUUUUCCAGCCUCAACAGACUUAGUGCACGUGGCAGUUGUGGCUUCGUGACACUUUGCCUAAGCUGCAUUGGGAGAUGUUCCAGUUCAGCAAGUACCCCAUGGACAUUCUAGAGAUGCUAAGUGGCCACCAAGCCCACCAGUUCAAAGGCCUUGGAUUAGAGCGGCAGCUGAGCCACCAACAGCAGGUUCAGCUGCAGCAUCAGCAGCAGCUCCAGCAGCAGCACCAGCCCUCUGCCGACACCUCUGGGAGCCUCCUGUCCGGCCUCGGACUUGGAUCUCUCCAGAGUUCUCGGAGUAAUGCCUUCGCCGACUCCUCAUCGUUGUUCGCCAAAAUGAGUGCCCCACCACCUUCCAUAUCCCAUCAGAGCCAGUCUUCGUCUUCAUCUUCUUCAUCUCACAGCUCUAGAAAGUCAAGCAAAAUGAGCAGCAGCAGUGGGAGCGGGAGCUCCUCAUCGGGAUACCCUCAGUUUCUACGGCCUUUUCACCCGGCUGAGGCUGCGCUGGCUCAGGAGCAGCUCCACUCUGGGAUGGGACGUUUUGACUUUGGUGGUAGUAGCAGUGGAGGAAGCGCAGGGGUCAUCGGAGGGGUUGUGACACCUGCGCCACCACCUCCUCCCCUGCAUCCUGGUCUGUCAGUCCCCCAGCCUUCCCCUGGCCCCCCUGUCUCUUCACCAUCUCCUUCCACCUCUGUUUCAGCCUCGAACAACCCCUCCGGCAGCACAGCAGUCCCUUUAGUUGGCCAGUCCGACCCCCGCAGCCUUCACCAGCAGUUCAGCUGCAUGCUGGCCGCUAACCAGUACUUCCUGUCCGGUGUUCCCACCAACAGCAGCCUUGAGCAGUUCCUAGUCCAGCAAGGCACUCACAAUCACCUAGGCUUGGGUCUCGGCCAGGGGGCAACUGACUCAAACUCAGCCUUGGCCCCUCCCCCUGCCCUGCACUCCUCCCACAGCCACACAGCACCACAGCCUCAGCAGCAGCAACAACAGCUGACUCCUCAUGCCUUAUCUCAUCCACACAGCCACACUCACCACCCGCACCCCCUCCACCCGGCCCCACAACCAGCCCCACUGGGUGGCUUUGAUUUCCAAGGCAUUCCAGUGCUAUCCUCUAACCAGAUAGCAUCACUAAUGCAGCAAGAGGCCGGCCUGCCCCUCCCCCUCCCCCUGCACCUGUCCCUUUCUAAAGACGAGACGGCAAAGGCAGGAGACAGCUCGUCUACGUUGCCUACAAGUGGUGGGAGCAGGAGGAAGAAAGCUAUGGCAGGCUACCUUCCUCAGAGGAAAGCAGACAGUAGCAGCCACAGUCACAGCAGUCACAGUAGUCACAGCCACAGCAGCAGCGUUAGUAACUGCCAUAACAGCAGCUCGAGUGGGCACAGUCAGAGCUCAUCAUCAGGACUUGUAGGAGGGGGAUCUGGGGGGAUAAGUGGCAUCGCAAGUGAGCCCCAACAUUCCUCUCUCCUGUCGUCAUCUUCCCAGCAGUCAUCCUCCACUGUCUCUUCCUCCUCGUCUGCCCCUUCCUCUAACUCCACAUCCGUUCUUGUAGCUAAUGGUAACCAACAUAAACAAGAAAGCCACAGUAAUAGUUCAUCAGGCCAGCCUGAACCAGAGCCCCUCUACCACUGUGGUGAGUGUGGUAAAACUUUCACCCACCUCUCAAGCCUCAGAAGGCAUCUACGCAGCCACGGCCUGACACCAGAAAGCCAAAGCAGGAAAUCAGACUGUAACUCCCCAAGCCCAGAGAGGAUAUUCUGCUGUGGGGAGUGUGGUAAGAGAUUCAAAAAGAGGGGUCACCUCAUCCAACACAGUGUCACCCACUCAGAAAACCGACCUUUUGUCUGCAAUAUUUGCCAAAAGUCUUUCAACCGUCGAGAGUCCCUUACCAGACACGAGAAGAUUCACGACGAAAAGCCUUUCCGCUGUCCUGCUUGUGGACGUUGCUUCCGCGAGAGCACCUCCUUACUCAACCAUGCUGCUUCUGGUGCCUGUGGGAAGCCCCCAAGGAGCGCAAAAAACAGGCCAAACACUGGGGGGAGUGACUCGAACAACCCAACCAGUAGUAAAAUGAGAGGCGCUGGAGAGUCGGUGGGUAUUUCAAACGAUAGCACAGCAUUGACAAAUGACAACAAAUAUGCAACUGAUUAUUCCAGAAACCGCUACCAGAACCAGCCGCCCUACAGCACCGGUGUUGAUGACUACAGACGAACACAGCCAUCGUCUUUGUACUCCUCAGAAAAUACGCUAGCCAAUGAAAUGACCAACCAGACUCUUCGUAAGGCCCCUUUAGCUCCCACUCUUCAUCCCCACCCACAGAACCAGCAACAGCACCACCACCAACAACCACAGCCGCAGCCGCAACCACAGCAACAACCACACCCACAACCACAGCCUCACCUACCCCUGUCUUCCCUUCUGGAUGAUUCAGAAGAUGAAGUUACAAGCAGCGCAAUGUCAGCCAUUGCUGCUGCAGCUGCCGCCUCUUGUGAUAUUAACACAGAAAGUCGGGACGGAGAGAGGAGGGAUAUCAUUGGUGGCCUGCUGGGGGGUUUGGGGUUUGGUAAUUUAGGUGGACCAUCAUCCACAUCCACCCUCAAUGGUUCCACCAUGCCUUUGACCCAUCCCAGUCAGCCACACAUUAAACCUAGAAAACCAAGAAAGCCUAGAGAAAAAAGGGAUCCCAACACUACCGUGAGGCGGAGAAGGAGUCCCGCACCACCAGGGGAUGGAACAGAGAGGCCGUACGGCUGCCAGAUUUGUGGCAAACGAUUCAGAAGAGCUGAAACCUUACGGCGUCAUAACCGUGUCCACACCGGGGAGAAACCUCAUGCCUGUGAAGUCUGUGGUAAAAUGUUCCGUGAACCUUUCCACCUCACCAAACAUCUAACUGUGCACUCUGGUCAGAAGAACUACAAGUGCAACCUGUGUGGGAAGCUUUUUGCCUAUGCUCAGAGCUUGGUGAGACACGGGAAGCUGCACAGAAGAGGGGAACUGGACAACCAAGGGAGGCGGAUUAAAGGUGCUGCUGCUGCCGCUGCUACUAUCAAUCAAGUCCCCAAUUCAGGAAACUCUGAUUACUUCUCCUCCUGCUCUCAAGGAGAUAAAUCUCCCACACAUGGCACCCCCUCUCAGAGGCUUUACACCUGCACAGUGUGCUGGAAGUCAUUCCGUCACUACUUCCACCUGACGGCACACCAACAGACAGUCCAUGGUGGCGGAGUAGGGCUGGAGAAAUCCUUUCGUUGUGAAGUAUGUGGUAAAGCUUUUGCCUACUCCAACAGCUUAGUGCGCCACAAACUUUCCCAGCAUGGCAUUGAUAGCAGCGGCCAGCGAGUCAACCAGACCCAAACUUCUGGAUACUCGCCACUCUUCUACGACUCUGGAUCAGGUUCAAACUACACAAGUGCGACUCACAUGCAGCAAGGAGUGUCAGGACAGCAACAGCAACCACAACAACAACAACAGAUGCAGCACCCUUUUCACUACCGCCCAAAAAACUUCCAGAAGUGUCAGGGACAGACGAGAAAGCACAGAAAGAAAAAAAGGCGAGUGGUAAUCCACAGCAUAAUGAGAGAUGGGAAGCUGGUGGGUGUCCCUCUGAGUAAAGACACCCGAAGGAAGCUAAUGAUUCUACGGAAAAAGAGGGGCAAACUGCAGGCACAGCUCAACAGAAAAAAGCUCAUGGCUCAGCUGAGGAUAAAGGGUGGGGGGAUGACUGUGAGAUCAUGGACUGGCGGUGCUGUCAGAGUCACCGGGCUCACUUCAAUGGAUGUCCCAAUCAAGCGCUUCCCCUGCCCUAUUUGCCCCAGCGCCACCUAUGCCAAGCAGGGUUUUCUGCUGAUCCACUACGCUGUCAGGCACCCACCGAGAAACUCUGGGCGCUCUGCCCGUCUGAGGUGCCAGGUGUGCGGGAGGCGCACCAGCUCACUACACAAAGCCUUGAAACACAGGGGCCAGCAUCUAAAACAAGCUGCAUUCCAGUGCCACAGAUGCCGACACCGUUUCUGGAACCCGAGACUGCUGGCCCGGCACAAAUUCUCCUGCCGGGAGUUAACCUCUGGCAGCGGGAGCGGAAACUGGGGACUGCUUAAGAUAAAAUCUUCGCCGACUCAGUAUGAUAUUGACCAUUCAUCAAUUCAGCUAACAGUCCCGUCUCUGAUCCAGCCUGAGAGAUCAACAGUCCUGACUGAGUACAGUCAGUAAAAUAAACAGUUUUCUAGAAUAGAUUGUUUUUAUUUUUAUUUUUUUUAAUAAUCCAAGAAGCAAGCAAGAGCUAGCAAGUUUUUAACAGAACAAGACGGGAGAAUGGGGAGGGUUUAGUGUAACUACCGUAAUAUCCCCACACUGCUCCCGGGUAAAUCUGUGAACAGUCCUAACGUACUGCAGCAGAGGUGGUCGAUAAAUUAGUGUGGACUUUAAAAAGCCUAAAACCAGAACCACCCUCAUUAUCGAUUCUUUCCUUUCCCUAAGGUGAAGGAAAUUUCGACCACCACAAUUUUAGUAGCACCUGUUUAAAACAAACAAACAAAAAAACAAUCCGGUGUCCUUUCCAUACUAUUUUUUUAUUUUAAACUUCAGAUUAGCAGUGUUUGCGCAUACAUAUGGAUUUAAUGCCUAAAGUAGAAGUGGGGUACCUUUUAGUACCAGUUUAUUUUUUCAAAUUGCUCUCACAUUAUCCACUGUUGAACCGUUUAGUCCGUGUCUCUUGCUCUGUACGUGUUUAUUUGUUAUCCCAGUGGAGAAUUUCUCACUUUUUAUAUCAAGAUCUGCCCCCAAACUAAAUUAAAUCAUGACCUGACUGUAAAAAACAAGCUAAUCUGACUUUAUCUGUCAAUAAAGGCAAUACUAGUGACGUAAAAGGAUGGAAGGAGUAGAGACUAAACAGAAAAGUGUUGUUGACAUUGUUUUUAAUGUACACUACUUUUGUCGUUUUUUAAAGAGACGUGAACGGAGAGAGAAAGCACGACUCAUACUGUUAAUGUGUUCAGGAUUUUAAAAGGAGAACAGAAAUAACCGAGUGUACUGUACAAUUCGUAUUAUAUUUUAUUAUAUAUUGAUUAUUUGCUGUUUUUUACUCCAAGUAUCAUUUCUUUUAUUAUUGUUGGUAUUGUACGGGUGGGAGGGAAUGAGUUUGGGACUAUCUUUGUAAAACAGUGGGACGAGUAUAUGUAUCAAUGUGAUAUCUUUCCCCCUCCCUGUACCCCUUUUUACCCACUCCCUCAUCGCCACAGUUAUGCCCAAUUUUUGUAACAAAAGCGUGUACACAUAGUUCAUUACUUAGGUCCUGUCCAGAUGUGUUUUUCUUUUUUUCUGUAAACUAAAACAUGUAAUAUUAUUACUAAAUUACUAUCCUUUCUUUGCCUAAAAGUGAGUUGUUGAAAA